AUAAAGAAUUCAUGGGACUAUUAAAUCCGUUGUUUCUUCUAAAUUAUAGCGUUUUUGACUGACUGAGUUUGAAUCGUUCCGGAAACGAUUCAACCCGUUUAUUAUAAACUUAUAUUCAACUCGAAAUGGAUUCGAUUAGUUUCUUUUAUAUUUUCAAGUGGUAUAAUUGAAUGACAGGUUAGAGAGAACAUUUUACUCAGAAAGAAUCUCCCGCCGGCACAGCGCUAAGGUUAUGGCUGAAUACUGAAGUGAUUUUGAAACAUGGAUCCUGAUAUGUAGACAAAAAGCGACCAGAUUGUGCUGGCAGGAAGAAAAGUUGACGGAAAGAAACAUAAGUUUCAAAAUCUUAUAUCUUGCAGUGAACUUAUCGUGCACUUGAAAUAUGGCUUCAUUUGUAGCAGAUGUACUGGCUACAGCAGGCAAAUUGGAGAAACUAAAUCUGCAGAAAAGUAUUGUGGAUAUACAGAAGGAGAUAACAAAGCUAGAAUAUGAAGUUAAAGAUUUCAUGGAUGAGAAUUACAAUGAAUUUAGCGCAAAGCUGACAAGGGAUGUGCAUUUGGUUAAGAAAACUGAACAGCUAUUGGAGGAGAUGAGCAUCUUGCAGAGCAGAAUUAAUGAUCAGGUCAAGAUAGAGUUGUCAGGCUCAACGAAAGAACUAAAGAGCUUAUCUCAGACAUUGAAAGAGUCAAAUAUCAGCCUGCAGUUGUCUCAUCAACUGAUAGAGGUACACAAAUGUAUAAAGUCCAUAAAGAAAUUGCAGGAGGAAAAGCAGUUUGUCGAGACUACUAAGACCCUGCUGCAGAUGCAUUCCUUGUUGAAUAAUCCCAACAGCAUCCUGUACGAUCUCGAGAUCUAUACCGCAAUCAAGAACGAGUAUUGUGAGCUCUUCCGCUUGUGCUUGACAGAAGUAUCCAGGUUAUUACGCGAUCGAAUUUGCUGGAACAGUGACGUGAAGGACAAUAAAACAAUCACCUCUGUCAUUAUCAAAAGUGAAUGCGACGACAUACAAGAAUUGAUACAAAGCUUACACAUUGUCGAUCAUCUCGAGAACGAACUGCAGACAUUCUCCACGAAACUGAUGGAGCACAUAAUCAACCCUAUUAUCCACGACCACACCUUGGUCUAUGUCGUCAAGGAAAAAGCGUUCACAGUCGAGAUAUUGGAAAGAAAGAAGAUGCCAUGUUACAAAGGAGUGCUAUAUAACUUGCAGCUGCUUUUUAAGUUCCUUCAUCAACACUUGAAUCUGAAAGUCACGGACGACGAAACUUUUCUGAAGAGAACGCAGCCGUAUCUAUUGGAGCAACUGUCACACUCGUUAACGACAGAUUGUAUUUCACAUACUAUCCCGACCUCCAACGCCAACUUGAAAAACUUCGAGCCUGUUGUCGAAGCGAUUAACGAAUUUCAAGACUACUUAGUAGAAAUCGAGUUUCUCUCCAAGGAUCAGUUGUUCCUGUCGGAAUAUACAAACAAUAUCGACAAACUGUUCAUCGACCGGAUAUGCCAGGACUUAUUGGUGAAAGCUCGAAAUAUCAUCAAGAAGGACCUACACGACUCUGUUCGAUAUGAGCCGCAGGAACCGCCAAAAUUUACGAAUAAACCAUUCGAGGACGAUUACGAGUUGACCAUCGAAAAGAAACUGAGCGAUAUGUCAUUCCAAUUACCUAGAUGUCAGAUAAGCAACAGCGCAGUGGAAACAUUGGAGUUAGCGAGAACGAUAUUGGACGAAGCCCGCGACAGCUCGGACGCUUGCGCCAUUAGACUAUUUUAUACCUGUAGAAACGUGUUCGGGAUGUACGCCGGUCUGGUGCCAGAGCAUCAUAGAAAGUUUCUGGACACGAUACCGCAGCAAGUCGCUCUGUUUCACAACAACUGCAUGUACCUCGCCCACCACCUGCUCACGUUGGCGCACGACUACAGAGACAAGUUCUCGUCGAAUCUGCAGAAGUUGAACCUGACGUUCGCGGAUCAGGUGACGGUGCUGCGAGACGUCGGUUCGCGGUGCUUCAUGGAGCACAUGAGAUACCAGAGGAACAUCAUAUUCGACAUCAUCAAGGAUUCGGGCUUCACGACGUUAGGUCAAACGCCUGAGUUACAUCCCAGCACCGAGCGUGCACUGAGACAAUGCAUCAGACAACUGGAGCUGCUGAAGACAGUCUGGCUGGACGUGUUGCCCGUCAACGUCUACUGCAAAGCUGUCGGCUGCAUAACGAAUUCCAUGAUCGACGACCUAGUGACGAAGGUGAUAUCCGUGGAAGAUAUUCCGGUUGACGUAGCGAGGGAACUAGUGGUGCUGUUUAAUGUGGUGGUGAAACGGACGCCACAGAUAUUUCCGGAUCCAAGUAAGAUUCAGCAGCACGUGCGCAAAUGGAGCAAGUUUUUGGAACUGAUCAAGCUACUGGGCGCGUCGCUGAAGGAGAUCGAAGUCAGGUGGGGAAACGGGAAAGGACCUCUUGCGCAAGAAUUCACUGCUGCGCAAGUGAAGCAAUUGAUUCGAGCGCUGUUCCAGAACACCGAUCGACGAUCUAAUCUCUUAGUUUCCAUAAGAUAAAGGUGUAAGACACGCUUCACUUGGGAGUUUAUGAAACAAGGAAUAAAACAGCCUGCACAUUCGUGUAUCAUACAUUCCGCAUGGAGAUUUGAUGGGUGUGUAUACUCGGUAAGCAUCAACCGGUAG
Messenger RNA from Harpegnathos saltator (Jerdon's jumping ant), 2677 nucleotides. It is a transcript of the gene Zw10, whose product is annotated as Zeste-white 10 kinetochore protein. Lineage: Eukaryota; Metazoa; Arthropoda; Insecta; Hymenoptera; Formicidae. The record is from RefSeq and is a predicted model, not a curated record. The transcript has 11 exons. Bases 383 to 2551 code for a protein of 722 amino acids. Gene Ontology annotation, biological process: mitotic spindle assembly checkpoint signaling; endoplasmic reticulum to Golgi vesicle-mediated transport; mitotic cell cycle. Gene Ontology annotation, cellular component: nucleus; RZZ complex; chromosome, centromeric region.